UAUCCAUCUUACGUAUUUGAAACGUCCUGUAGAAACUAACAAGCAGCUCUGUAUAUAUGAUUUGUGUGCGUGUAAAAUAUAGUAAAAUAUGUAUAUAAUUUAGACAAAACACUAUAUAGUCGAAGUGUUGUUACAUACCAAAGAAUAAUUUUUUUUUUAAGCAUUAAAUCUUUGAACAUUCCAAUUCGAAAUAAAUAAGCAAAUAUUAUAUAGCAAGUACUUUUGAUGUUAACAUAAUUCGGAAAGAAUAUAAUAUAUAACAUGGAAGAUAAAAAUAUAUUACGUGGACCUACUUCUAUAGUAGAGGAUUUAAUGCGCAAUAGUAUAGGAGAAUUACUUUUAAAUCAAUUGCAUGCACAUGGAACUCGAAUUGCUCAAAUUAAUGCACACACUGAAAAAAAACAAACAUAUCAGCAAAUUUUAAAUGCUAGUAAAAAAUUAGCAACAUAUUUCAUCAAAGUAGGAUUGAAGGUAGAAGACCGUAUAGCUAUAUGCAGUGAAAAUAAUACAGAGUUCUGUAUUCCUCUAUGUGCUGCAUUAUUUUUGGGUAUUACAGUAUGUCCUUUAAAUCCAAUGUAUUUGAAAAGAGAGUUUUGUCAUGCAUUAACGAUAUCAAAGCCCAAAUAUAUUUUUACCUCAUCAAUGGCAGUAAAAACUUUGCAGAAAGUUAUUAAGCAAUUACCUUGGUCACCAAAACUAAUCGUCUUAACUGCCUGUAAUAAUUUACCUAAUAUGAAAGAUUUAAUAUCAAAUAUAGAUACUAAUGAGAUUAACAAUUUUCAAGUCUGUAAAAUUGAUGCGAAUAAUAAUGUAGCAGCAAUUUUAUGCUCUAGCGGAACUACAGGACUUCCAAAAGGAGUUAUGUUGACAAACAAAAAUUUGCUAAUAGCAAUAAAGCAUUUCAGUGAUCCUGAAAUUGGACCAAUGCAUAAAGAUACAGUAGCAUUAUAUAUGCUACCAUAUUUUCAUGCUUAUUCAUUUUCUACACUACUUGUUGGAUUAAUCGUAGGUGCCAAAGGCAUAAUACUUGCACGUUUUGAUGAAAAACUUUUUUUGUAUACCAUAGAAAAAUACAAAAUCGAGACAUUAACUUUAGUGCCACCACUUAUGAUUUUCUUGGCAAAACAUCCUUUUGUUGAUCAAUAUGAUCUCUCGAGUAUAAAAACAAUAUGGUGUGGAGCAGCUUCUUUACCAGAAGAGAUUCAAAAAGCUGUAGCAAAAAGAUUAAAUGUUUCUGACAUAAAACAAGGUUAUGGAUUAACAGAAACAACUUUAGCAGUAUUAAAAUCACCACCUAAUCAUAAGUAUGGUAGUGUAGGAGUAGUGGCUCCAGAUACUUUAGCGAAAGUCAUACCAAUUGAUGAGCCAAAUUCAACUAAAGCACUGGGACCAAACUGCAAAGGAGAAUUAUGUUUCAAAGGAGAUCUAAUAAUGAAAGGCUAUUGCGAUGACAGCAAAUCAACAAGCACAAUUAUUGAUAAAGAUGGUUGGCUACAUACAGGAGAUGUAGGAUACUAUGACGAAGAUGGUUUUUUUUUUAUAGUUGAUCGCUUAAAGGAACUUAUCAAAUAUAAAGGGUUCCAAGUACCUCCAGCAGAAUUAGAGGCAAUUUUAUUAACUUGCCCAGGAAUUAAAGAUGCUGCUGUAGUUGGAUUACCAGAUGAAGAAGCAGGAGAAUUACCAUUUGCCUUCGUUGUAAGGCAAGAUCAAAGUAAAAUAACAGAAGAUGAAAUUAUUAAACAUGUUAAUGAACAAGUAUCCAGUCAUAAAAGACUUAGAGGUGGUGUCAAAUUUGUGAAAAAUAUACCAAAAACUGCUUCUGGAAAAAUAUUACGUAGAGUAUUACGUAAUAUGACAAAAUCUAAAUUAUAAAAAAAGAUUUUACCUGAAUAAGAGAUUAUGAUUUACCAGUAAUACUUCUCCAAAUCUAUAAUUUUUUAUUAAAACUGAUAAAAAAUGCUGUCAUUUAAUAAGUAUGUAAUAACUAUGUAAUAUAUAAUUAUUACAUUUGGCUGACUUUUUUUCUAUAUUCCAUUAAAAUAAGAUUUAUACAUUUAUAUACACAAUUGUGUAAUGCUAAUAUUAUUAUAAAGAAAUUUUAUAUAAAAUGUAUUUUAUUCUAGUCUUAUCAAUAUGAAUUAAUCAAGUAUAAAUUUGACCUAUUGUUAUCAAUAUCUACAUCUUAUAUAGUUCACUUUAUGUUCAAUUAUUUUAUUAUAAAUAAAAAACCAAGUUAUGUAAUUAUUAAUUAUGUUACUAUUUUUAAUUAAUUUUUUGACCAAUUACCAUAGCAAUGUAUAUAAAUUAUAUACAUAUCUCAGAGGUGGGCAACUUUUUAGCAACACCAUUAAUUAAUCUAUUUACCUACUAUUUAAAUUUAUUAGCUAUAACUCCAAAUUUACAAACAAAAGUUAUGAAGCUUACAGGAAGGUCUUCUCUAAUACCUUACCUAGUAUAGAAUACAGACAGGUAAAAUAUAAAUAGAAUAUAUAUGAUUAAUAAAUCAGUUAUUUAUAAAAAAAAAAAGAACAA
Vespula pensylvanica (western yellowjacket) is the source of this 2532-nucleotide messenger RNA. RefSeq names its product 4-coumarate--CoA ligase 1-like. Lineage: Eukaryota; Metazoa; Arthropoda; Insecta; Hymenoptera; Vespidae. Gene Ontology annotation, molecular function: long-chain fatty acid-CoA ligase activity. The record is from RefSeq and is a predicted model, not a curated record. Gene Ontology annotation, biological process: long-chain fatty acid metabolic process; fatty-acyl-CoA biosynthetic process. The coding region runs from base 262 to 1872 and encodes 536 amino acids. The transcript is spliced from 6 exons.